CCGGUUUUAUAUCUGAAGGGAGAACACUCCUGUUAAUUAUCAACAAAAAAAUAAUGGCAUGUGCAAACUGCAGCAAAACUUUAUCUAGUAUCUUUUUCAAGAGAAUCUGAAUUUGUGUAACUAAUUAACCAUGGCUACAACAGAUUUUGACAUGUAUGGUGGAGAUUUAGAGGCGGGGUCAGUUCUAGAGAACAUCAAGGACAGUCUCAAGUACAAGGAUGCCCAAAGCUUGAAGAUGUUUAUUUUGGAGAGAAAACUUUCUGAUGAUACAAUAUUUUAUGAAUUAGCUGGAGAAUUGGCUAAAAGUCUCACAGAAGAAAACUCUAAAAAUGCGCCAAUAUUUUUUGAGGCAUGUGAGAGAUGCAUGAAUUACAUUGUAAAACGUGGAAACCCAAAAGAGCUUAUCAUUGCACUUCUUGAACAAAUGGAUACAUUUAAGGAUGACGAGAAGUUUAAGGCUUUGUUAGGGUACAUUCAGCAGACUUUAAUAAAGUUGCCUUCAAAGAGAACACAAUCUUUAGAAAUUACCCUUGAAACUGUCCAUGCUCAUGUUAUAGAAUUGCCUACCCCUGCAGACCAUCAGCUUGAAAAAGACGAGCGAAAGUUGUUAGAACUGGAUAGAGAUGUAAGGCGAAUCACAGAUGUUAUUUUAGCAUACUUAGAAUUCCUUCAACCUUUUGUUAAAGAAGUAUCUUUGAAGAAUCCAGAUGCUGAUAGAGAGAAGGGUAAAAAACAGAUCGGAAUGUUGAUGGAACGUCUGCUUGCUAUGCUUGAUCAUCCUCUCAUGUUCCUUGAUCUUGUCUUUCAUCACAAACAAAUGGAAGAUCAGGAAAAAACCUAUGGGAGAGUCUGUGCUGAACAGUUAGUUGAACUCUUAACAGAACUCUGUCCAGAUUUAUUUAGAAUAUUGCAAAAUGGACAGCUCCCAAAGAAAAAGAAGCCAGCUAAAAAAUUUAAAGAACCUAGUAAAACAGAGGAUGAAUCUUCAGAUGAAGAUACUGGGCCUUUUGAAAAUGUAGUUGAAGGAGAGUUAGUUUCAGAAUACAGCUACGCAUGUUUAUCUUAUCUUAUUUUUAGAGAAGAUUUGGCAGUGGAUAGCAUUCCAUUUAUUUACAGACAUCCUCAUAUUCUACAGUCAAGCUUAUAUUACAUUCUGUUAUUGUUAAAAGCUGAUCAUUCAUUGGUCAAAUUCAAAGGAAUUUAUCUGCUACAAAGCCUCAUGGGAAAAAUACCAGUCACUACUCUGUCAUUGAAUGACCUUGACAAUGAUAAAUAUAAACAGGUUGUCAAUGCUUUGAUAGAUAUCAUGAUACAGAAUCCUGUUAAAGAAUUGCGCCAGGAAUGUGUUCAGCUAUAUAAAACAUUUAUAAGCAUGUUUUGCCUGCCUGCUCGAUAUAAGAUUUAUGAAAUGGUACUUAACACUUGCCCACAUGCUGGUAUGAUUGGCUACACCAUUCAGUUACUGAAAGAUCAGAUUGAUUCCGUAUUAAAGAACGAAUUAGAUGACCGUACAUUUUUUGGUGCAAAUCUGUAUAAAUUAUUAAAAAUUGUUGCCGUUGUUGAAGAAGGUGCUACACAAGAUAUACUACAAAUUUCUGACAGGGUUAUUGCUUUGUUGAAUUUUCUGCGUUAUUUGUUAUUACGAGAUCCCCCAGCAGAAAAUGUCACAAAAAUAUGGGAUUUUAUGGGUCAAAUUGAGAAACACUUCUUUGAACCUCUAAGACUUGCCCUUGAUUUAUCUAAAGGUCAUUAUCAAUUAGAUUUACAAGACCUAAAAGACGGACAGAAGAAGGCCAAGGGUGGUAAUGUAGAUUUAGGUUUGACUGUAGGUGGAGUUGCAAUGCCUCAUGUUCCAGUCGGCCAGCAAGUACAAAUUGUUGAGUCAGCUUUAAAUACAUUUGAUGUUAUAGACAGUAUAUUAUGUAGAAUAACUGAGAUUACAGAAAUGCAGAAGAAAACUACAAAAUAGGUCGAUCAAUAGAUUGAAUUGUGACUUUUGCGAUUGAAGAAGAAAAUAUCAAGCUUAUUUCGACUCUGUCAUAAACUGCCUUUAAAUGAAUAUUAAAUUAAUAUACUGCUAAAAUUGCAUUCAACUGUAUUUUCCAAAAGAAGUUACAAUAUACACACAAAUAUACAGAUGCAUCACCCUAAAAAAAAAAACACUUUUAAUGACUUUUAAAUCAAGAAUCAGAUUGAAUUUGUUGACUAUUGAAUUUUGCGCAUGUAUCAUACACUUUUUAUAUACUGCUAUUCAUGCACCUUGUUAGUUUCUUUGGUACAUGCAGUUCUUUCAAAUGGAAAUUUAAGCAAACAGCAACCAAAUAAUUUAUUCCAGUAAUUCAAAUCAGAUAAAAAUAUUGGUUUUUACCAAAAUUAUACUGGAAAAAACCCACUUCAAUAACAAAUUGUGCUUUUUAUUUUAUCAAUUGUCUAUUGCUUCAAUUAUGACAACACAAUAUAUUUCAAUAAUGUAAACCACCUGAUCAUGAUGAUUUCCUGAUAAAAACUGUAGCAAUAUCUGAA
Molecule: messenger RNA, 2523 nt
Organism: Mytilus trossulus (common blue mussel)
Lineage: Eukaryota; Metazoa; Mollusca; Bivalvia; Mytilida; Mytilidae
Product: ubiquinone biosynthesis protein COQ9, mitochondrial-like
Exons: 2
Coding region: 131-1969 (612 amino acids)
Biological process (GO): ubiquinone biosynthetic process
Cellular component (GO): mitochondrial inner membrane; cytoplasm
Molecular function (GO): lipid binding; ubiquitin-protein transferase inhibitor activity
Source: RefSeq, a predicted model, not a curated record